Molecule: messenger RNA, 2148 nt
Organism: Striga hermonthica
Lineage: Eukaryota; Viridiplantae; Streptophyta; Magnoliopsida; Lamiales; Orobanchaceae
Source: the annotation of a GenBank genome assembly
AUGGGAAAAAAAAUCCUCCUUUUUAGCCCGUGGCCCCCCUUCCACCGCCAAAAAUCUGUAGCAACCAAGUCGCAACCCUCAGAUCCAACCAUCUUCGCUCGCCCCGUCUCUGCCCUUCGGUGGGUGAGGGUCCGCGCUGAAUCUUGUCGUGUCGCCCUCCCGACCAGGUUUGGGCCGACGCUUUGCCAUUUUGUCUCUUAUCUUGUGCCUAUCAGAGACGCCGUCUCCAGUUGUGGUUUCUGUCGGUUUCCUUCGUCGCUCGCCACGAAAUUUCGCAAGAAAAUCAGAACGACCAAGAUUAAUCUCCGGUGGCCGUUUACUCCGGGACGAGCUCAGGUAUUCUGCCGAUCGAUACAUGGAUUUUGCUUGCAACCGCCGGGGAUGCAUCGAUUACCGAAAAUCUUCUCCCAUAGCCUGAACCGCCGCAAGAGCAGUACCAGCUCGAGCCGCCAGGCCUCCAAACCUAGGAGUCUUGACCGAAGCUACGCCUUCAAGGACGUCGACUAUGAGCUGUCGCCUUCCGCAUCAGCCUUUGCAUCGCCGCACGCGCGUGAGGAAUCCGGCGGUCAGACGAGCUUCCGUAUCAACGGUACGGAGGGUGAGUUCGAGUUCAUCUGCCAGACGUAUGGAUUUUCCGGAAUUGACGAUUUUGCUAUAUCGCCGGAGGAGUUUGAUGCGAUGAAGGGGAGCCCGAUCUCUGCUCCAGUGAUGUUCGCUCAGAACUUCGAGCCUGCAUAUGGUAAAGUUGAUUUUGAUUGUGAUGCCGUUGGUGGUGGCGCUGAGGUGGUUGAUGUAAUUCACCGGGAAAUGGGGCCAGAGAUUGAUGCGUGUAUUCGAGUUUCAGAUCAUGAUUUUGCUUAUAUGGAUAGAAUUAGGGCUGGUGCGUUUGUCAGUGAUGUUAGCGAUCUACCGAAGGGGCUAAAGGAUGAUGCGAUGGUUAAUGGUGUUGUUUUAAAUAAUAAUGCAAAUUAUAGAUCAAGUGAGCCUAGAGGAAAUGCUAUUAAAGGUGUACAGCCCACAGUUUUAGUGCCACCACCUUUGUUGUGCUCUACUUGGGAUCCUUCUAGAGAAUUUGUACUGGAGAGUGAAGCACGUGUUUCGGGUUUUGACAGAGGAUUUUGUUCGGAUGAGGAUGGGGAGAAUGGUCCGGGUAGGAAUGAGCAGGACAAGGAAUUCAUAAUGACGGUGAUGAGUGGGGAGGAGAACUUUGUUUUGUCAGAGUCAUAUUCUUUUACCACAACUUCAAAUUAUGAUGAUUCCUCAAGUGCCAUAACAACACCAAUGUCAAGUUUAUCACCUAGUGGGAAAUUCAGGCGAGUUAUUGAGGAUUGGCAGAAGGGAGAGCUUUUGGGUCGUGGAUCAUUCGGAUCUGUUUAUGAAGGGAUUUCUGAAGACGGUUUCUUUUUUGCCAUCAAGGAAGUAUCAUUGCUUGAUCAAGGGGAUGAGGGAAAGCAGAGCAUUAUCCAACUUGAACAGGAAAUUGCUCUCCUAAGCCAGUUUGAACAUGAGAACAUUGUCCGAUAUUAUGGCACGAAGAAGGACGAAGCACAUCUCUAUAUUUUUCUUGAGCUAGUUACUAAAGGCUCCCUCUUGAGCCUAUACCAGAAAUACGAGCUCCGAGUUUCACAAGCCUCAGCGUAUACAAGGCAGAUUUUGCAUGGUUUGAAGUAUCUGCACAAUAGAAAUGUGGUCCACAGGGAUAUAAAAUGUGCAAAUAUAUUGGUGGAUACGAACGGUUUGGUGAAACUUGCAGAUUUUGGUCUUGCCAAGGCGGUUAAGUUGAACGAUGCAAAGUCUUGCAAGGGGACUGCAUUCUGGAUGGCCCCUGAGGUUGUUCGAAGCCAGGGGUAUGGCCUUGCAGCUGAUAUAUGGAGUCUUGGUUGUACGGUCUUGGAGAUGUUAACCAGACGGUUUCCUUACUUUGGUUUGGAAUGGAUGUCAGCGUUAUUUAAAAUAGGAAAGGGCGAGAGACCACCUAUUCCCGAUUUUAUUCCGAGUGAUGCAAGGGACUUUAUACUUAAAUGUCUACAAGUUGAUGCAGCUUUGCGGCCAACAGCUGCUCAGCUCUUGGACCAUCCCUUUGUGCAACGGCCGUUUUUUCCCUCUUCAGGCGCUGCCUCUCCUCACAAUUUUGGCCGGCAAAUUUGA